UUAUUAUUCAAUAAAUCUUAACGAGGCUCAUCUCUAUAGGUAGUAAAAUAAGCAUGAUAUAAUCUUACCCUAUAUAUGUGUGUUGUGUCUCCUAUAGUCUAUAUAGAAGCCACACAAUAUUAAUACUUAAUAAUUUGUUAGUUGGUGUUAAUAUUAGUGAGAUGAAUUCAGGUGAAUUAUUGUGUGAAGUUGAAGUUGAAGCACACGUACCAAAAAAUUUCAUUUGGCCAAAAGAGUAUCUAGAGGAUGCUGAUGAAGAGCUUAAAGCACCAAUUGUAGAUCUUGAUGGAUUUCUAAAAGGAGAAGAUGAAGCGACACAACAUGCUUCAAAGCUCAUAAAUGAGGCUUGUUUGAACCAUGGUUUUUUCCAAGUGAUAAAUCACGGUGUUGAUGUGAACCUAAUUGCUAAAGCUUAUGAUGAAAUGGACACAAUUUUUAAACUUCCAAAUCAAAGGAAAAUGAGUGUUUAUAAAGCACCUGGUUCCAUGUGGGGUUAUUCGGGUGCUCAUGCUCAUCGUUUCUCUUCUAAACUUCCAUGGAAGGAAACAUUCUCUUUUCCUUACCAUCACAAUGCAUUAGAGCCUCUUGUUACUAACUACUUCAAAUCAACCUUAGGAACUGAUUUUCAACAAGCUGGAGCAACAUUGGAGAAGUACUGUAAGGCAAUGAAAGAGUUGGGGAUGAAGUUAACAGAGCUAUUGGCAAUAAGCUUAGAAGUGGAAGAUCGGUUACAUUACAAGGAAUUGUUUGAUGAAGGAUUGUCAAUAAUGAGAUUGAACAAUUACCCAAGUUGCCAACAACCUAAUCUUGUCCUUGGAACAGGACCGCAUUGUGAUCCAACAUCUAUAACACUUCUUCACCAAGAUCAGGUUGGAGGUCUUCAAGUUUUUUCAGACAACAAGUGGCAUUUCGUUCCACCUCUUCCUAACGCCUUCGUUGUUAAUAUUGGAGAUACCUUUACGGCAUUAUCAAAUGGAAGGUACAAGAGUUGCUUACACAGGGCAGUGGUUAAUGAGCACAAGGACAGAAGGUCGUUGGCAUUCUUUCUAUGCCCCAAAGAAAACAAAGUGUUGAGACCCCAUCAAGAUAUUAUCCACAAAGAUGGUACCAAAAUGUAUCCUGAUUUCACUUGGUCAGAUUUGCUUCUAUUCACUCAAAAAUACUACAGAGCUGAUCAAUCCACUCUCUCAAAUUUCACCCACUGGUUGCUAUCCUCCAAACCACAUACUUAGAUUCUCUUACGCUACUUUCUUUUUUAUAACAAUCUCUCCUUUAAAUUCUCUCUCUGUUUUCCUACUUUUUAUAUAUCUCACUGCUACAUUACUAAACAAAUGCAUUUCGACUUGUCUUUAAUUUUAUAUAGAUUUUUUU
This is a messenger RNA of Cicer arietinum (chickpea), 1371 nucleotides long. RefSeq names its product gibberellin 20 oxidase 2-like. Lineage: Eukaryota; Viridiplantae; Streptophyta; Magnoliopsida; Fabales; Fabaceae. The record is from RefSeq and is a predicted model, not a curated record.